Soboliphyme baturini is the source of this 597-nucleotide messenger RNA. NCBI's taxonomy places the organism in Eukaryota, Metazoa, Nematoda, Enoplea, Dioctophymatida, Soboliphymatidae. The record is from the annotation of a GenBank genome assembly.
AUGCAUGAGCGACCGGCCGUCGUCACGUUGCGAAACCCAUUCCGCAACGUUGCCUCGUCUCGACCAAUGACAGAGACGAUGGCGGAUGGGGCGACGGUGAUUUGCGGACGGCGUGCCAGCGACCUUGCGGCCCUGGGAGCCAGCUGGAAGUACUGCAGCAGCACUGAACACCUAAUCACUCCUCUGAUCAACCUGUCUACUCGCCCUCGCCCUCGCCCGCCCACCCACCGAUCGCCAUCGGCAGGCAAUUCGCACCACGCAGCCGCCGACGGCUCACCACCUGAUGCUCCAUGUACCGGAUGGGCAAUGAAUGGGUGGGUGAUCUGUUAUUCGGCUCACGUCAGCGCCGGCCGGCACGCCCCUACCCUUGUAUGCGAUUGUUGGCCGCCGAUGGACGCGCUUGCCACUGGUCUGUCGAUGACCAACCGACGACGGAUCCUUGUCACAUCAGGGGUCAUCGUAAUUUCACCGUCGGUCAGAACCGUCAGUGAUCGCGCGACACGUCGCAAAGGUGGUCUUUGCGUCGAGUCAUGUUCAGUCGAUCGACCACCUGUCACUUUUCAUCCUUCGCUCCAAGUGGCACGUUUCGACAGGUGA